AUGGUUCUGGCAAUUGUAAGACUAGCCGCCAUCAGAUUACCUCUGAUGGAGUAUCUUCUUGCAACAGUCCAAAGCAACCACCAAGAAAUGAAUCGAAUGGAUUGCCAGACCUUAUCAGUCCUAAGCAAAUUGACCCAGGCAGUCACUCUAAGAUUAAAACUUGAAAAAUCGAAUUCAAGUAGUACGACAUCAUGUGCUUCGGUUCCGCCGACACCACGAAGUGAAGGCGCGAUCUUACAAUCUUCUAAUUUGAGAAGUUUCAGUUUUAGUGAUCUGAAAACUGCUACGAGGAAUUUCAGGCCUGAUAAUGUGUUAGGUGAAGGUGGAUUUGGGUCUGUUUUUAAAGGUUGGAUAGAUGAGAAUACAUUUACAGCUACAAAGCCAGGGAUUGGACUUGUGAUUGCUGUUAAGAGGUUGUACGAAGAAGGGCUUCAGGGUCAUACAGAAUGGCUGGCAGAAGUGAACUACUUGGGGAAACUAUACCACACUAAUCUUGUCAAGCUGAUUGGAUACUGUGCGGAAGAUGAACACCGACUUUUGGUGUAUGAGUUCAUGCCCCGUGGAAGCUUAGGGAAUCAUCUUUUCAGGCGAGGAUCCCGCUUGCAACCACUUUCAUGGAAUCUGCGAAUGAAGGUUGCUCUUGAAGCAGCAAAAGGCCUUGCAUUUGUCAAUAGUGCGGAAAGACAAGUCAUCCAUAGAGACUUUAAAACUUCAAAUAUCCUGCUUGAUUUGACUUGUAACGCAAAGCUUUCGGAUUUUGGUUUUGCGAAUGAUGGCCCUACUGGUGAUACGAGUCAUCUGUCUGCUACGGUCACAAUGAACACCGAUGACUGUGCUGCUCCGUGGCAUCGGGAAACAGGUCAUCAAACUGUAAGGGGCCACAUAUACCGCUUCGGGGUUGUUCUCUUAGAAAUGUUAUCUGGUCGAAAAGCAUUAGACAAGUUACGGCCAGCGGGAGAACACAAUCUGAUUGAGUGGGCAAAGGGUUCCCUGUCCAGCGAAGAUAGUGUUUUACGUAUUAUAGAUACCCGAAUUGAAGGUCAAUACACACAGCCAGGAACGUUAAAGGCCGUUAACCUUGCUAUGCAAUGUCUAUCUGCGAAUCCCAAGUGCAGACCAACCAUGGAAGAAGUUGUAGCUUCACUUGAAGGGCUUCAGGAUUCCAAUGGACAUCAGUCUUCGAUCCCUGUAUAGUUCUUUAUUUUGGCUAGUUUAUCUGACUUGACUUGUCCUUCACGUCAAUUGUUUCUUUUGGGAAUUUUUGUAAUAUUGGAUAUGUAGACAUGAAAAUGAAAAUCCUUUUAUGCA
Messenger RNA from Papaver somniferum (opium poppy), 1308 nucleotides. Its product is annotated as receptor-like cytoplasmic kinase 176. The transcript has 7 exons. Gene Ontology annotation, biological process: protein phosphorylation. Gene Ontology annotation, molecular function: ATP binding; protein kinase activity. NCBI's taxonomy places the organism in Eukaryota, Viridiplantae, Streptophyta, Magnoliopsida, Ranunculales, Papaveraceae. Bases 1 to 1194 code for a protein of 397 amino acids. The record is from RefSeq and is a predicted model, not a curated record.